UGGCGCGGCGGGAAGGGCCGGGCGGGACCGGCCGCGCUCCGGCUCCGCUGCCGCCUCGCCUCUGCAACUUACCCCACAGCUCGUGGCUUUUCCCCCUUCCUUCCUUCCUUCCUUCUUCCUGAAUUAAGCAGCGAUCAAUCCUUCUCCCCGUUGUCUGUUUGAGGAACAGGUGAUCCUCGUUAGCGGCGAUCGGUUUCUGAAUGCGGCUCCCUCGUCUGCGUGUGAAGGAUGAUUAUACCAGGCGAGACUGAAUCAGCGUAACUUUUACUUGGCAAGAGGAAAAACUUUCUUCCCCGUUUGAAGGUGUUAAAAACACGAAGCGUUAAAAAGCAGAAGAAGUUGGUUUUAAAGCUGAACUUCACUUUCCUGGGAUUUGUGUGUCAAAUUCAAAGGCUGCGUCGUUUUGUUUUUCUUUUUUUUUCCUUCUCCCUUAUCUCCCAAAAGGAAACUGUUGCUAGUUUGCAUAGACUUUUUAAAUGUUUGGAAUUCAAGAUACUUUAGGAAGAGGACCAAUUCUGAAAGAUAAAUCUCUAGGUUCUGAGAUGGAUUCCGUCAGAUCCUGGGUCAGAAACGUUGGGGUUGUGGAUGCAAACGUAGCAGCACAAAGCGGAGUAGCUUUGUCCAGAGCCCACUUUGAAAAGCAGCCACCCUCCAACUUGAGGAAAUCCAAUUUCUUUCACUUUGUUCUGGCUCUCUACGACAGACAGGGGCAGCCCGUGGAAAUAGAGAGGACAGCUUUUGUGGACUUUGUAGAAAAUGAUAAAGAGCAAGGCAACGAGAAGACGAACAACGGCACACACUACAAACUCCAGCUCCUCUACAGCAACGGUGUCAGGACAGAACAGGAUCUCUAUGUGAGGCUCAUUGAUUCUGUCACCAAGCAGCCUAUAACUUACGAAGGCCAGAACAAGAACCCCGAGAUGUGCAGAGUGUUGCUCACCCAUGAAGUCAUGUGCAGUCGGUGCUGUGAGAAGAAAAGCUGUGGCAACAGAAAUGAGACUCCAUCUGACCCCGUGAUCAUUGACAGAUUCUUCCUAAAAUUUUUUCUCAAGUGCAAUCAGAAUUGCUUGAAAACAGCAGGAAACCCAAGAGAUAUGAGACGGUUCCAGGUGGUACUAUCAACGACAGUGAACGUGGAUGGGCACGUGCUGGCAGUGUCUGACAACAUGUUUGUGCACAACAACUCCAAGCACGGGCGGAGAGCAAGAAGACUCGACCCCUCAGAAGCCACACCCUGCAUCAAAGCCAUCAGCCCAAGUGAGGGGUGGACCACGGGGGGAGCCAUGGUGAUCAUCAUCGGGGACAACUUCUUCGAUGGGCUGCAGGUGGUGUUUGGGACCAUGUUGGUGUGGAGUGAGCUGAUCACACCUCACGCCAUCCGUGUGCAGACACCUCCUCGGCACAUCCCCGGCGUGGUGGAGGUGACAUUGUCCUACAAAUCCAAACAGUUCUGCAAAGGAGCACCAGGCAGGUUCAUUUACACAGCUUUAAAUGAACCUACCAUAGAUUACGGCUUCCAAAGACUGCAGAAGGUCAUCCCAAGACAUCCUGGGGACCCUGAAAGAUUAGCUAAGGAGAUGCUUCUGAAAAGAGCUGCUGACCUGGUCGAGGCCCUGUACGGGACGCCCCACAACAACCAGGAGCUGAUCCUGAAGCGUGCGGCUGACAUCGCCGAGGCGCUGUACAGUGUGCCCCGCAACCCCGCGCAGAUCCCCGCGCUGCCCAGCUCCCCUGCCCACAGCUCCAUGAUGGGCAUCAACUCCUACGGCAGCCAGCUGGGCGUCAGCAUCUCUGAGUCGGCACAGGGCAACAACCAGGGUUACAUCCGUAACACCAGCAGCAUCUCCCCCCGGGGCUACUCGUCCAGCUCCACCCCGCAGCAGUCCAGCUACAGCACGUCCAGCAGCAGCAUGAACGGCUACAGCAACGUGCCCAUGGGCAACCUGGGCGUGCCCGGCUCGCCCGGCUUCAUCAACGGCUCCCCGAGCGGCUCCCCCUACGGAUUGAUGUCUUCAAGUCCAACAGUCGGCUCCUCCAGCACUUCUUCCAUCCUCCCGUUCUCCUCCUCAGUGUUCCCUGCAGUCAAACAGAAGAGUGCCUUUGCUCCUGUCAUCAGACCCCAGGGCUCCCCCUCCCCUGCCUGCUCCAGUGGCAAUGGGAACGGCUUCAGAGCACAAAACUACUUAUUGUGAUGGACCACUAAAAAGAAAAAAAUAGCACUACAAGCUCUUUUUUGGGGAAAAGCCAGGCCCAGGAAAAAAAAGGAACAUUUUUUAUGGAUUGGACGAGAUAGAAGUCUGCAUCAUUUACCUGUUUCAUAUUUCUGACACAAUCACAUCAACUCCUCAAACAUUGGGAAUGAAGAAUCAGCAAGAGCCAGGAUGAACAAGAGUUGGCAAAAUGGAAUUAGAAAUGCAAAGUCUUUCCUGGAAGACAUGAAAACCUUCCUAAGAUUUGUAAAAUAUUCAAAGGAAAAAAAGAAAUUGGCAAAAUGAUUCAAGGUUGAUAUUUUGGAUACAAUUUGUUUUACUUUGUAGGGGUAAAAAAGUUGAAGUUUCUAUUUUCUAUGGAGCCUUUCAGAUAUCGAUUUAGUUUAUGCAGAAAAACAAUUCAACAAAACAGGGUACCAGCAUGAAAGAAUUUCUAGGACAAACUGACAUGAGUGAUGGAACUUUGGUGUAUGUGUGUAUUUGCUUAUAGUUUAACCUCUUUAAAAAAAUGUAAGAUGUUUUACAAUUAUUUAAAUAAAUAAACUUGUAACUUAUUGUAUGUAGAGGUAGAAAUUAAACCCUGUUUUGGAUUUUUUCCUCCAGUUGUACAAUGAAGACAGAUGAUGCAAAAAUGUAGUGAUAAGUUUGAGAUAUAUUAUUACUGCUGCAAUUGCUCCUCACUCCCCCCCUUACUGAAUUCAUGUGCAAGGAUGUAAAGGAUUCUUUCUGAUUAACAAAACCCUCAGAAACUUUUACCUACAUUGUGGUAAACAGCUCAUGUAGGAAUUUUUUCACCUUCCUCAUCUUUCCCCCUUUCCAUUUUUUUGCUUCAAUUAAAAUAUUCAGGUACUAAGAUUAACUGCUAAGUCUCAAAGACCCAGCUGAUGAGUGAGUGGCACUUAGGGAUUUGAGUGAAUCAGAUUUUUCAUGAGGUACUGAGUUUAUUUUAUAGAUUCAAUGUAUGAAUUAGGAUGGGAAGGGUUCUCUGGGGUUUUCCAUGUAGUUAGAACACCUUAAGUUCAGUUAUGCUUCAUAUUUAGGGUGCAUUUAUAAAGGGUGAACAUGUAUUUGAAUGAUUUAUGCACUUUUAUCCUGAGUCAUUAAAAAUGGUAAGUAUUUGCCAGUUAUAUAUUGAAGUCAUAGAGGUAAUCAAUUGCUUUGAAUUUUUCUGCAUUUUAGCCUAAAAAAAAGAGUUUAAUUCUCCUUUGCCUCUCCUCUCCUGAAACUGGAAGGUGAGGACAAGUCUGAUAAAAUAAAUCAUUAAUUAUCCAACUAAACCAGAGAACACUUAAAAGAAUUUGGUUGUUGGAAAGCCAUUUUUAGUGGGGAGGGAAAAAAAUCAGCUACACUACAGAGACCUGUCUAAAAUCCACACAAUUAAUGGCUGCAUGGACAAUUUCUCCUAUGGAAACAUCUUGAUGUUAAUCAAUAAACCCUAAAUAAGGCCCCAGGAUCUGAACUUGUCCAUUUGCCAGUAGUUUAAUGGAUGGGUAAGGAAAAUUGUGUUCUUGGUGAUCUUUAGGGAUGGUAGAAGUUGAGCUGGGCUUGGGAUGGUGAAACUGGGACAACUCACAUGGCUGAGCUCUUUUGGGGCUGUUGUGGAGCUAACUGGGAUUAGGGAGAGCCAAAAAUCCUCUCCAGGUCCACAGCUGGGUGGUGAUGGGAGGCUGAGGGGGAUGACCUGAAGGACAGGGUUUGGGAGAGCAGGGCAGGGAAUCAGAAAAUCCUGGAAUGAUGGGGUUGGAAGGGACCUUACAGCCCACCCAGUGCCACUCCCUGCCAGGGGCAGGGGCACCUCCACUGUCCCAGGGGGCUCCAAGCCCCCUCCAGCCUGGCCUUGGGCACUGCCAGGGAUGGAACAACACUUCCAAGGAUGGGACCAGGUCCCCCAGGUUCCCUUUCCCAGUGCAGUGCACAGUUCAGUUCAUGGGAUAAAUCCGUUCCCUGCACGUGGAGUUCUGUAGGAGAUCUCAGAGGGACUGGAGACACCAACUGGGCUGCUCUGGCCACUCCUAAAGGAAGUCCCACUUGUUGGGAAGGAGUUUUGUGUUCCUGACUGUGCUGGGAGGUUUGGUAGGGUCUUCAUUUGGUGCCUUCUCAAUGCCAUUGAGUCCCAUUUUUAAAAGGUAGAGGAAGGUUAAUCUCUUCUAAAACUCAAGGCCCAACUUAUAUCAGCAAAAAUGACAAUUUAAGGAGAGAUUUGGUGGGAAUGGUGUGGGUGUAAGAAACAUGGAUAUAAUUAAUAUUUCACAGUCAGACUACUGAAGCUGUCUGAGUUCCACAAACAAUGAAAUAAAAUAAAUCCCUGUUAGUUAUGGCUCCAGGUUGAUUGUCCUUAUGGGUUCUCUGUGUGCCCCUCGUGCCACCAAGGAUGUGGCAGCCACUGGAGAUCAACCAGCACCCCUGAAACCAAGUGAGCUCUGAAAUAUCAAAGGAUCAUAGAUGUUAAAAGCUCUGGAGUUGUUUCUCAUAACGCAACAGGGUGCAGGGUCUGACCUGGAUGUUCCAAACAGCAAAACAGCAACAAAACCCCCAAAAUAUUUCAUAUAUUCAUAGGUAGUGAUAUCCCAGCAGGGCAAAGUAGGAAGUCCAAAUUCAGGUUUGGAAUUAUGCAUUUAUCCAGGGAUAAAAAUGGAUUAAGGACUGGAAGAGUUUGGAUUAAAACUUUCAUAAAUUUCAGUCAAAACACAUUGAGUUCUAAUUCCAAAAAUUAUCUUACCAGGCUCAUUCUAUCAAAUCCCCUCCUCCAUUCCCACCUACUAAACCCCUAAACAGCUCUGAAGCAUGAAAAUCCUGAAUAUUCCCCCUGCCCUUCUCUGUACAGGCUACUUCUAAAAUUGAUCAUCAAAUAGGCUCAAUAUUCUGUCUGGCAAAUAUUCCAGACCAAUAGGAAUUUCUAGACCACCUGCUGGAGAGCAGCAGUUUGCUACCUUAAAUCCUCUUCUUUUUUCCUGACAAAUGGGAUUUUCAUUACAAAAGCUCAGUCAGGAAAGUUUCCAACUGAAAAAAAAAAAAGAGAUAUUUCAUGGGAAAAGCUGGUGUUUGUCCAUCCUUCUCUUUUAUUUUUGCUUAGUCAGCACAGGUAAAUGAAAGAAAGAUCUAUCACAUCACUGAAAUCUUGGGAAGAUUCAUGGGUAAAAAUGACAGUCUGGCAAUAAAAAAUAAAAAAAGGAAAGUUUCUGGAACACUGAACAUUCCUUUCACCCUUCAGUUAUUUUUAUUAGUUCUGUCCAGUUGCCCAGUUGCCAUGAGUCCAAGUGAAAAAGAGAAACCUCCCUGAAAAGCUUCUCCAAGCAUUUGCAGAAGAGGAAUUGCCUGUGUUGAUGCAAGUAUGAAAAAUCUGGUUUGCUGGUUUGCUUUGAGAAAAAAAAAAAAGAAAAUAAACCUAGGAAUUAUUUAGAACAUGGAUUUUGCUCAUGCAGGGAAAUCAUGGUGCUAGAGAUGAGUGUAGAAUUAAUUGAGGUUUACAGAGAAAAACACCUUUAAAUAAACACAAUCAGAAAUCCUUGGCCAUGAAAAAGGACUUUGGCAGUGGCAGAACACUCGGCCAAAAGGGAAAAGAUGAUUCCAGAAUUGAUGUGUAAGAAUGUUUUCACUGUAAGAAGCAAACUUGUCCUCUUUGAGUGGUUGCUGUUGACAAUUCCCUGAGAGUUUUCCUCUUUGCCACUGGGAAGAUGAAAGUGUUGCAAUAGGUAAUGACAAAUUUCAUCAUAACUUCUGAAGAGUUGGUUUGAUCUCAUAAUUUAUCUCAGUAGAGGAUCUUUCUCUCCAUCUUUCUUUGCACAUUUCCAAUAUGCAUGGUUUCUCCAAACCAUUCCUCCCUCCUGUAAUUUAAGGCCUCAUUUCUCCCUCCUGUAUAGUUUUGGGGUUUAUUUGGGGUUGGCUGGUUGGUUUUUUGGUUUUUUUGGUGUUUUUUUGUUUUGUUUUUUUUUUUUUUUUUUUUUUGCUUUGUCAGUUAUAUACAGUAUGAAGUUGCUAUGCACAGAGCUUUUGUAAAGAUAGCUUUUUGGUUUUUUUGUUUACUGUUUUUAAUGGUCCUACUUAUGGAAGAAUAUCUUGUUUGUAAAAUGAGUAUGUCUACUUCAGUUUUAAACUUUAAAUUAUCCUACAAAAAAAAAAAUAAAAUUU
Molecule: messenger RNA, 6338 nt
Organism: Camarhynchus parvulus
Lineage: Eukaryota; Metazoa; Chordata; Aves; Passeriformes; Thraupidae
Gene: EBF2
Product: EBF transcription factor 2
Exons: 16
Coding region: 477-2192 (571 amino acids)
Biological process (GO): regulation of transcription by RNA polymerase II
Molecular function (GO): RNA polymerase II cis-regulatory region sequence-specific DNA binding; DNA-binding transcription factor activity, RNA polymerase II-specific
Source: RefSeq, a predicted model, not a curated record